Lolium perenne is the source of this 5461-nucleotide messenger RNA. The record is from RefSeq and is a predicted model, not a curated record. NCBI's taxonomy places the organism in Eukaryota, Viridiplantae, Streptophyta, Magnoliopsida, Poales, Poaceae.
GGCAUCACACUCUGCUAUGAUCAAGACACCGUCCAUAGUCUAUCCAACGGCUCCUGUAUAAUUUACCUAUUUCAGCUUUUUCAGCCCUAGUGGCAUAUCUUGUAAUAAAUGGAACAACUCGUGGCUCCAGUCAAUAUAUAAGGCUGGAGAGGGGUGGAUGGGAGGCACGAGAAAAAAACAACCUAAAUUUCCUAUGUUCUUACCUUCCAGUUUUGCCUACCAAUUCUCUCAGUUUUGCUUCUAAUUUCAGUAUACUGUCAAUUUAUUAGUCAAUUCUUGUUCAUGUCUCAGCCAAUUUAGCACAGUAUCCUGACAUUUUGGUAUCAUGAGCGUCGAUCCUCCAACCAAAAAAAUCCCCCCCGGGCUCAAUCCCCGUCCCGAUUCUGUCUCCCGUUCCUCCACGCCCGUUCCUCCACACACCACUACCUCCAGGCCGGCCUCAAUCAUCCGGACUCGAUCCAUGGAGCGCCUCGAGCAGCAACAGGAGGAGGCUGCUCUCCUCGCCGCCGCACAAGAACAGGCGCGCGCCGAGGAAGAAAUCGCGGGCCGCCUACCACGGGAGGUGCUCAACAUCAACCGCCGCCUCGAUCUGCAGCAGCAAUCGAUGGAGAAGAUGCAGACCGACAUGACCUGCUUGGUGGCCAUGGUGACGCAGCUCAGCACCACGCUGGGAAAGCGGCCAGAAGCAGCACCACCUGCGUCGGAGGAACCACCCGCGCCCGCAAGCUGUUCGACCCCGCCCCCACACCAGCUUCCCCUGAGUCCCAUCAUCGAAGGAUCGACACCAACGGACUCGUCAGCGUCGGCGUCGGCGUCGGCUUCAGCACCACAUGCACACUCCGCUUCCGCUCGGCCACUGCAAUUCGGUAAUGCCAGCCACCCUCCCUCUUCCUCCCCUAACACUUACAGUUCUGGCACAAAUUUGCAAACCCCUUGUAGAGCCCCACCCACCGCGCCAAUCCCCCCACCAAAUUCCCAGCCUUUUACAACAUCCGUUCCACCAACAAAUUCCCAACCUUUUACAACAUCCGUUCCACCAACAAAUUCCCAACCUUUUUCCGCUUCCAUGCCUCCACCUAGCUCUCAACACCUUCCAUACUCUGCCCCAUACCACCAAAUCCACCAAUUCACAAACCCUCAAACUUACCCUCAAUAUUACCAGCAACCUACGCCUCAGUACUACCCGCCGCCACAAUAUACACCCCAAUACACGCCACCCUCACCAGCCCCUUACUACCCACAUUAUAACAACAACACUUAUCAGAUGCCAUAUCCGGGUGGAGUUUCUCACCAGCCUUUUUAUUACCCUCCCCAAACACAAGCCUACACACAUGCCACUUACACUCCACCUAUUACCAUUCAUACCCCACUGCCUCAACAGAACCAAAACCCACCUGCCAAUAAUCCUCCUCCACCUCCUUUCACUGAACCUCACAUUAGAACCCCAUCUGUAGAAUUGCCACUCUUUUAUGGUGACAGUGCAUAUCAGUGGUUGCAAGAUUGCGAAGGAGUAUUUGAACUCGCUGGCAUCACUAAUGAUCACAAGAUGAAGUGGGCGGCAGCACACAUUCGUGGCAAAGCAAAAGUCUGGCUAAAUAAUUGCAAUAUUCAACCUCAGCUGAUGAAUUGGAUCCAGUUCAGAGAAUUACUUCUGGACAGAUUUCCGGAGGCAGAAGCUCAUGACACAAUGGACCAAUUCCAACAACUGAAACAGCAAACAACUGUCAAUGUCUACAUUGACACCUUUGAGGAGUGGAUGACAAUGAUGAAGAAAGACCAUGCUUAUCUUCCAGAGCAUUUCUUCACAUUGAGAUUCAUCACAGGUUUGAAAGAGACAAUCAAACACGCUGUCAAGACUCAUAAACCACCUGACUUGAGAUCUGCAUUCUGGUAUGCAAGACAAGAAGAGCAAGCAUAUUUAGCAGUCAACAAGAGACAAAACACAAUUUCAAUAGCCAACAGACCACCUACCGGCAAUCAGAUAGCCAGACCUCCUCCUCCAAGGGAACAACGACCGAAACCUGUACCCAAUAGAAACAAAGAGAAGGGUCAGUGUUGGUAUUGUCCUGAGCAAUGGUCUUUUGGUCACAAAUGUGAAGGAAUGAGAAGCAUAAUUCACGCUCUUGAAAUGCAAGGUCAUAGUGAUGACGAAGAAGAUGAAGAGGUGGCUGCACUUGUUGAAGCACAGCAAGAAAUUGCUCCCCCUCCCCUUGCAGUCAUACAACAACCUCCUCCUGCAACCAUACAACAACCUCCAGUUGGGCAACAUCCAGAUAAGGCUCAAUUGAUGCAAUUAUCCUUACAGGCCCUUCAUGGCAUGCCUGGAGAAGGUACUCUAUCAGUGCAAAUACACAUAGCAGGAAAAACAGCAAUGGCCUUGAUUGAUACCGGCAGCACCAAUACCUUUCUGGACAGUGAGUUUGUGCAAGCACAGGGACUACAGAGGAUUCCUAUUCCUUCAAGAACAGUCACUGUAGCUGGAGGUGGCGAGUUAGCCUGCCAAUUUCUGGUCCCUCAGUGUAGCUACAAGUUACAAGACACUGAAUUUACAAACGAUUUCCAUGUACUGCCACUCAAAGGGUAUGAUAUAAUUCUUGGAGCAAAUUGGCUCAAGCGGUUCAGUCCCAACUUCAUCGAUUGGGAAAGAAGAAGCAUCUCAGUAUAUCAUAAAGGCAAAUGGCUUAUGUUGAAGGAUCACCAAGUUAGAGGCAAGAAUUGUGUCAUCUCCGCAAAGGCGUGCGCUAAACUGUUAGCGCAAGGCGCAUCAGCAUAUGUCCUACAACUCAAUUCACAUGACUCGACAGAUAAGAAGAAUUCUGAAAGUCCCUCUCUACAAACUAUAGAUGAUAUAUUAGCCCAGUUCCAGGACCUAUUUGAAGAACCUCAAGGUCUGCCACCACCAAGAAGUUGCGACCAUGCUAUUCCUCUCAAGGAGGGCGCAACACCUCCUAACAUUCGUCCUUAUCGAAUGCCUCACAAACAGAAAAAUCUUGUGGAAGAGCUUGUCAGAGACCUCUUAAUCAAAUGUGAGAUAAGGCCCAGCACUAGUCCUUACUCAUCACCUGCUAUUUUAGUAAGGAAAAAAGACAAAACGUGGCGCUUAUGCGUUGACUACAGACAGCUGAACGCGCUGACAAUCAAAAACAAGUACCCCAUUCCGGUAAUUGAAGACUUGUUGGAUGAGCUUCAGGGUGCUCAUAUAUUCUCCAAGCUGGACCUUCGCUCCGGUUACCAUCAAAUCAGAAUGAAUCCAUCUGAUAUAGCAAAAACUGCCUUCAGGACUCAUCUCGGACAUUACGAGUACAUGGUCAUGCCCUUUGGCUUAACAAAUGCACCAGCAACGUUUCAGGAACUCAUGAACAGCGUGUUUGCUCCUCUGCUGAGAAAAUUUGUACUCGUCUUCUUUGACGACAUACUAAUUUACAGUUCCAAUGUACAAGAGCAUCAUCAUCAUCUCAAAACUGUCUUGCAACUACUGCGUGCUCAUCAACUGAAAGUGAAGAGGUCAAAGUGCAUGUUUGCAACAGAGACAGUAGAAUAUCUGGGGCACAUUAUUUCAGGUUCCGGCGUUGCUACAGACCCAAGCAAAAUAGGAGAUAUAUUAUCUUGGAAAACUCCUACAUCAGUGACUCAGUUAAGAGGAUUUUUAGGCCUGACUGGGUACUAUAGGCGGUUUGUAAAACACUAUGCUAUAAUCUGCAAACCCCUUCAUGAAGCACUCAAGAAAGACAAUUUCACAUGGGGACCUAUUCAAGAACAAGCUUUCAACUUAUUGAAGCAAACAAUGACUUCCCCUCCAGUCCUAGCAUUACCAAACUUCGAGCUCCCGUUUGUCCUCGAAACGGAUGCUUGUGCAACUGGUCUAGGUGCAGUGCUGAUGCAAUCAGGAAAACCUAUAGCUUACUUCAGCAAAGCCAUAGGACCUAAAGCAGCUUCCCUUUCUAUCUAUGAGAAAGAGGCUAUGGCCAUCCUAGAAGCAAUCAAAAAGUGGAGACACUAUCUGUUGGGGAACAAGCUGACAAUAAAAACAGACCAACGCAGCUUGAAAUACUUAGCCAGUCAAAGGUUGCUUGAGGGCAUACAGCACAAACUCAUGAUGAAAUUGCUGGAAUUUGAUUAUACGAUUGAAUACAAGAAAGGCAGCCAGAACUCAGUGGCAGAUGCCCUCUCCAGGAAGGAUCAACCUACUGAAGCAUGCUCAGCCAUUUCGGCAGCAGUUCCUUCAUGGGUAGUUGAUGUAGAAACAAGUUACAUUGGCGAUGACAACUGCCUGCAGUUAUUGCAAGAACUGGCUUUAAACCCCAAUAGCCAUCCCAAUUAUACUCUCAAAUCAGGCCUCCUUCGUUACAAACAUAGAAUUGUUAUUGGCUCAGCUACAAACCUGAAGAGCAAAUUGUUCAACACAUUUCAUUCAUCUAGCUUUGGAGGUCAUUCUGGUCAACGAGUUACCUAUCAUCGACUCAAGCAAGUCUUCUUUUGGCCAAACAUGAAGCAGUAUGUUGCUGAAAACAUCAGUCAAUGCCCAGUCUGUCAGAUAUCAAAGACAGAGAGGCUGCAGUACCCUGGUCUCCUACAACCCUUAAACAUACCUAAGAGAAAAUGGGGAGAGAUUAGUAUGGAUUUCGUGGAAGGUCUUCCUAAAUCACAUGGAAAGGAUGUCAUCUUGGUGGUAGUUGAUAGACUUACCAAAUAUGCUCACUUCUUACCUAUGUCUCAUCCUUAUUCAGUGCAUACAGUGGCUCAACUGUUUAUUGAUAACAUCUUCAAGUUGCACGGUAUGCCGACUGCCAUUGUCACAGAUCGUGACCGCAUCUUCACCAGUAAAUUGUGGCAUGAAGUAUUUUCUGCUCUGAAAGUUGAUCUGCGGUUCUCGACAGCUUAUCAUCCAGAAACGGACGGUCAAACUGAAAGGGUCAACCAAACCUUAGAACAAUAUCUGAGAAGUAUGGCUUUCAUGGAACCCCGAAAAUGGAGUGAAUGGCUUCCAUUAGCAGAGUGGUGGUACAAUUCUGCUUAUCACACUGCCAUAAAAACGUCACCAUUUCAAGCACUCUACGAAUAUUCACCUGAAGAAACACUUGGGCCCAUCUGCCGUUCCAAAUGCAAAACUCCCAAUGCUGACUCCCCAAGUAUCCUGACACAUACGACUACACCUACACGAGCACGGAAGAACACAGGUGGAGCAGCACGAUGCAAGGUCUUGGAGGUGUGUGACUGUCACAUCGCGGCGGCGUUCGCCCUCGCCGAGCCACCUACAGCUGCGGCGGCGGAGGCGGAGAACAGAUCUAGCAAAUCCUGCAGCAUCAGCAUCUGUGUCGUCGAUUGCCAGGUUCCUGCAGCCGGUAGCGCGCCAGCGCCGCAGUACCUGGACACAUCUGUGUCGUCGUCUUCCCUGCGGCCGCUGUCCUACAAAUGCGAGCAAACGGGCCAGAGCACGGGGGAAAGGCUGUUAGAGAUGUAG